This is a messenger RNA of Metarhizium brunneum ARSEF 3297, 1854 nucleotides long. RefSeq names its product LON peptidase N-terminal domain and RING finger protein 3 (gene Lonrf3). NCBI's taxonomy places the organism in Eukaryota, Fungi, Ascomycota, Sordariomycetes, Hypocreales, Clavicipitaceae. The record is from RefSeq and is a predicted model, not a curated record. Gene Ontology annotation, molecular function: ubiquitin protein ligase activity.
AUGACAUCACGUCCUCCAACUUCACCGGCUGAGACUCGAGCCGAUGGGAAUCCAGAACAUACCCAGGACCUCGGGAGUCAUGUUCGACAAUCAGAAGGCGCGAAUAACGAAGGGCAUAACAUUACAUAUAGCGAGACGCGGGGGAAUAUGUCCGCACAACACAAAGAUGUACAUGAAAACUUGCCGGACUUCCAUGACCAACGACAGGAGGAUGAAGAUGGUAGAUACCGGAAUCGAGAGCUUAAACAACAGCAAAUACGAGAUAUCGUCCGCCUCUUCCAAUGCCGGCAUUGUUCGAGGCCGUUCAAAAAUGCCAUAACCCUACCCUGUGGCCGAAGUUUAUGCAGAGCAUGCGUUCCCGCAACCCAUGUGCGAACUAGUAUCACGUAUCCCGCUAUUCCGGAUCGACUUCGAGGCUUCAUGUGUCCUUUCGACGAUUGCUCCAAGGAACAUGCCCUGAGUGAUUGCGGACUCGAUGUAGUUCUCAACAAAAUUAGCCAGCUCAUAGAAGAAGAAAUUCAUCGAGGUCAGCGAGCUGCGACACAGGCAAACCUCUCAACAAGUAUAGGCUUUCGAGAUCCGUGGGGUGUUGCUGGCAUGCCUUCGAUGAAUGAUAACAGCCAUGCUCCUCGGAUAAUUCCAGGUGGCCGGCUGGUGGCGACAUGGUCUUUGGCCGCAGAAGGAGGGUUGUUAGCCGAUGCCGAAGUCACCUAUGAGGACGUUCCGCCGAAGGGCUCUCGGGAAGAUUUCUCAGAUUUCGAUGUCAAAUCUUUGAAUCAUCUGCAAACUAUUACUCGCAAUGAGGUAGAUUGCCAAGUAUGCUAUGCGUUGUUUCACGACCCAUUCACAACGGGCUGUGGACACACUUUCUGUCGCUCGUGCCUACAUCGGACAUUGGACCAUUCGCACCGGUGUCCCAUUUGCCGUUGCACGCUAGCUAUCAACCCGCUACUAAAUCCCGAUCUAUGCCCAUCGAAUGAAUCCAUUACUCGGCUAAUUGAGCUAUUUUGGCCCGAUGAAAAGGCGGUUCGAGACAAAGAUGUCGCGUCAGAUAUCGCUGCGCGGCACCAAGACCUCGACUUACCAUUGUUUGUCUGCACGCUUGCAUUUCCAUCUAUGCCUACCUUCCUCCACAUCUUCGAGCCUAGGUACCGAUUGAUGCUUCGGCGGGUAUUGGAAGGAAAUAGGACCUUUGGCAUGGUCUUACCAAAACGUCCCCGAGACGCUGAUGACACCCAUUUUUACGAACUAGGUACACUCUUGCGAAUCAUCAACGCUGAAUUCUAUCCCGAUGGUCGCAGUUUGAUCGAAACCGUCGGUUUAACUAGAUUCAAGGUUUUGCGGCAUGGAGAGCUUGAUGGGUACACAAUUGCAAAAACCGAACGUGUCGACGAUAUGUCGUUAGAAGAGGAGGAGGCUGUUGAAGCUUCUGAAGCUGUUGCAGCAACUAGGAAUGCUGAUGCUACCGUUUUGAACAGUGAUCUCUCCGCCGGGGUAGACAGUUCUACCGAAGAAGACUCGGACGAGACCAGGCCAGAGACUGAACCAACAGGCAUCCCUCCAAUCCCGAUGACAGCGUCAGAUCUACAAGCGAUGUCGACGCAGAAUCUAAUGAGUUAUGCCACGGCUUUUGUAUCUCGCAUGCGUGGACAAAGUGUUCCGUGGUUAACGGCUCGAAUGUUUGGCAUAUAUGGAGAGUGUCCAAGCGACCCAGCUGUCUUCCCAUGGUGGUUUGCCAGCAUGUUGCCGGUAAAGGACCUCGAAAAAUAUAGACUAUUAGGCACAUCCAGUGUUCGUGAGCGACUCAAGAUUUGUUGCGUUUGGAUUUUGGAGUGGGAAACGACAAGAUGGUAA